UUGCUGUGUACCCUCCCUCCGACAUGCAACCCGCCACACAACCGUCCGACACCGCUAGCGAAUAGUACUGAACUCGAGUCGCAUUACGCCACAUACCAUGCUCACGUCUGCGAAGAGGAAGGAUGUGGCUGCGUCUUUCCUGACGCACGGUUGCUUGAGCUGCAUCAAACAGAAUGCCACGACCCAAUCGCUGCCGUGAGGAGAGAUAGAGGAGAAAAAAUUGUG
Fomitopsis serialis is the source of this 225-nucleotide messenger RNA. RefSeq lists its product as uncharacterized. The record is from RefSeq and is a predicted model, not a curated record. The annotation marks the transcript as partial. The transcript is spliced from 2 exons. NCBI's taxonomy places the organism in Eukaryota, Fungi, Basidiomycota, Agaricomycetes, Polyporales, Fomitopsidaceae.